CACAUUUCCCCACAGCAGACAAAUCUCAUUCUAAGACAAUAAGGAACUGUUAUUUCUGUGGGCAGGGCAAUUCUACCAUAAAAUAACCAACCACCUGUUGGAAGCAGACCUCCAGACAAGGCAAGUUUCAGUCCAUGGUAGAAGGACAGUAGCAAAGCAAGAAGAGUGUGGAUUGAAAGUGCAGCCAAGAAAAGAAAGAAAGAUUAGCAGGACUUGGGGGAGCAUCUGAAAAAAGAAGAAGAAGAGUCUGCUGAGAAGGUCAUUGCAGAACUUCAAGGAAAAGAAGGAGAGGAGACCAGGUUGCAAGAUGAGCAAUCCAGAGAAGAAGACACCUGAAAUGAAUGAACCCCUUCAUCCUGGGUUUCAGCCUGAUCCGAUGAAAUCAGCUAUCAAUCCACCACCUCCAAUGUAUGGGCCGUCUCCCUCUAUGCCAUACCAGUACCAAGCUUACUCUGCACCUCCUGGAGCCAUACCUGUCCAGCCUCAACAGACCAUCCUCAUCGCAAAUGUCCAAACUGCCAAUGAACCAGAUUAUUUGGGCUACUCCAUCUUCACCCUCCUUUGCUGCUGCUUCCCCUUGGGCAUUGCUGCCUUGAUUUACUCUAUAAAGACUCAAGGGGCCAAUCAUCAGGGAGACGUCGCGUCUGCUAGGAAAUAUUCCAAACUGGCCCUUGUCUUGGAUCACACAGCACUUGGACUGGGGAUUGCGUGGAUCGUUCUGACUAUUAUUUUGGUCAUUGUGUUCUCCACCGUGGCUGCCUCGGUUUCGAUUCAGCAGAACCAGUUUGGAAAUUACAAUCCCUGAAGACACCGUAUUAUCUCAAAUGACUUCUGUCCUUACUACAUGAAAGAGAAGUCAGAAAUCUAAAUUAAAGUCAUAGUCUUUGAAUUAAUGUCAAUCGUGUAAAACUCUUGGUGCAGAAUCUAACCAUACGCUGGUCCUUCAGAUUUCCCGUGUCGUAGGCUAGCUCACACAUGCUUUGUUGACCGGCAACAGGAGCUAAGAUCUGCCCCAUAUUACAUUGAAGAAAACAUUAGGCUGUCUGAAAUCCUAUAAUCCAGAAUUCUGAUUCGUAUUGACCCCAGAUUGAAACAAUAGCUUGGGAAAAAGAUAAAUGUAUCAGUUUUCAGGCCACAUGUGAAGCAUUAGUUCAUUUGGUGGUGAACACUGCUUAUAUUAAAAUACAUGUAAUCAGUUCUAAUUAAUAUGAAAUGGAUGCAAUACACUAGACAUGAGAACUGAAGUCACAUUUUGUUGGAAAUCUACCAUAAGGAUAUUUCUCUUAUUUUCUCUGAAACAAUGUACUAUAAGACAUUAUCAUUACUUAUAAGACACAGUGUUAUCAUCAAUCAAAAGUGAACAAUUUGGUAUCUUCAUGUAGCUUUCCAAAUCCUGACACACAUUUGACUCCAAAUUAUAAACUUUAAUGUGAUUGUAGGAAAAUCCCUGUCUCAUCUUUCUGUAUAAUUGAUGUUAUUGUCACAUUGCUCUUAUUGUUGGAAAUUAUUAUGUGUUAUCCAAAUAGCAUCUGCCCUUCUGCAAGUUGACAACUCUGUACUGCACUGAUACAAUACAAAGCGAGACUUUAUUAAAUGC
Protobothrops mucrosquamatus (brown spotted pit viper) is the source of this 1597-nucleotide messenger RNA. Its product is annotated as trafficking regulator of GLUT4 1. The record is from RefSeq and is a predicted model, not a curated record. Lineage: Eukaryota; Metazoa; Chordata; Lepidosauria; Squamata; Viperidae. Gene Ontology annotation, cellular component: membrane. The coding region runs from base 308 to 805 and encodes 165 amino acids. The transcript is spliced from 2 exons.